CUUAACCCACAACAAGAGUAUAAGCUUGUUAGUUAUAUAAAUAAGCUUACAGAGCAAGGGCUACCACCUACAAGGCAAAUAGUGCAAAACUUUGCGUCAGAAAUGCCCCAACAGUACGUUAGAGAUAGCUGGGUUACUAGGUUCCUGCACCGUCACCCCAAUGAGCUCCUAUACAAAUAG
Messenger RNA from Didymella exigua CBS 183.55, 180 nucleotides. RefSeq lists its product as uncharacterized. The transcript has a single exon. NCBI's taxonomy places the organism in Eukaryota, Fungi, Ascomycota, Dothideomycetes, Pleosporales, Didymellaceae. The annotation marks the transcript as partial. The record is from RefSeq and is a predicted model, not a curated record.